AGCCUUCCAAACUUUUUCCCCUCCCCUUGUGUCGUGUUUCUCUCUCUCUCUCUCUCCUUCCCCCACCUUCACCCCCGACUGGAGACAGGGGUUUCCAGCGUCAAUAGCGAGCGUCACCGAGUGGCUCGGUGCCUGGGUCCCGCCCGGCGCGUCACACCCCAUUCAGAGGAGGCGUUCCCCGUCCUCUUCCACCCCCCCCCGCCACAGACAAAGCAUCGGGGCCGCGGCUCAGCGGCUCAUUUCGCCGGCUCCCCACCGCUUGGAGACUGCAUUUUAACCAUAUACCGGGCCAGCCGAGAGGAGGGGGUUUAGGGAGGUGAAGAUCCCAGUACACACACACAGAGGGAGUCUCCCGCAAUUUCCCAACCAUGUCCGCCUUCGCGUGUCGCGAUUACUUCGCUGCCGAGUGUUUGAUGUCCAUUUCCAGCGGCGCCGUGGUGCACCGCUCCCCGUUGAAGGGGGAAACUUGCGAGCUAACUUCAAGGGAGGACAAAGAGGUGAGCGACACGUUGAAGGACGGCGGUAACCUGCUGGUGGUGGCCAGCAUUCUCACCGACCUGCAGAAAUCCAGGCCGAUGUCUUCCAACUCGGAGAGCAGCAAUUCCUCCUCGGGCGAGAGCCUGGAGAGCGGUUACACGACCCUGUCGGAAGGGUCCUGCACGCCGAUCACACCCCCGACACUGAUCGCCGCAAACUGCACGUCGGAAAAGAGGAAAAUUAAGCGGUCGGACAAAUCUCUAGUGAAGAAGCACCAAUGUUACUUUGUGGGAUGCGAUAAAGUGUAUGGAAAAUCGUCCCAUCUGAAAGCACACAUGAGAACUCACACAGGGGAACGGCCUUUUCCCUGCACCUGGCCACAGUGUUUCAAGAAAUUUGCCCGUUCCGACGAGCUGGCCCGACACUACCGUACCCACACAGGCGAGAAGAAGUUCAAGUGCCCGAUGUGUGAGAAGAGGUUCAUGCGCAGCGACCAUUUGAUGAAGCACGCUCGCCGACAUCCUGAUUUCAAGCCUGCUAUGAUCGUCAAGCCCAGCAGCAGGAGCGUGUCGCCCCCCAAAAUGCUGGCGCCCACCUUCCACAGCCUAGCUCCUGCUUCCGUUGUCAUUCCUUCUCCCAAUCCAGCUAGUCCAGUGUUCAGUUAGACUGAAAAAGAACCCAGUUUGUACCAAAAGUCUUGUUAAGCUGAGAGUUUUAGCUUCCUACCCUCUGAGCAUGUGUGGACUGUGCUUGUAGAUGAUCUUCGCUUUUGAACCUUUUCGGUCUCUGCGGACAAGUGUUGGGGGAAGGGCCUUUUCCAUAUGCAUUGUUUUUGCACACACAGUGACUGUAGCCAGCCACAGAAUUGCUUGCUUUGUUGGGAUAGUAAAUUAGUGUGAAUUGUGGAUGUUGUUUAAAUUGUCCCCUAUGUUAUCUGUCCUAGUUAGACCUGAUGUCCAUUUUUUAUGUUUUAAUUUUUAACUUAUUGCAGUAACUCCAUACAGGCUUUUGAAGUAUAUUAAAAUACAUCCAUUGUGUUUAAUCAACCUAGUUGAAAAUUGACCUAUUUUAGUGGCUUUUUCUGAAAUUAAACAGUCAUGCAGACCGAAUGAGCAACAGCUCUCACCGUCAACUAAACCAGCCACACAAAUCUCCACUGUGCUAACACAUUGUUGAGAAAGAACUAUAAAUGACACUUUAGGGCAGUUUUAACUGGAUCAGGGAGAGUAAAAGUGAAGUCACUUUUUUUCCAUUUUUUCAGGUUUUAUGAACAAGUCUUUAUAUGUUCAAAUGAAUUAAAAAAAACCUUGAAGAAUCAAAUCUGGUUUAGUUUGUCCAUUGAUUUUCAGUCAUUUGUUACAGUUUCCCUCUCAUGAACAAUGUGUUCAGCUCAGGAACUGAAUUACUGCAACUUUGCAGUGUUCAUCAUACAUUGACAAUGAUUUGCAGCUUUAUCCAGUUGGUACCUCUCAGGGCUACAAAAGAUCUUUCCAAUAUGUGGCAGAAAGACACCCAGGACUGCAAUUCUGGACAUAUCUUUGGUAAAAUAGUUUCUCUUUUGAGGGUGGCCUGCUGCUCCAUACAUCUGACCGCAUGUUUGUAUGCAGCCGCUGUAUGGUAAGCAUGCUGCUGGCAGAUUGAGCAGGCUAGGCUGUGCAUGACAGUGAGAUUGAGAUUAAUCCCAGCCUGUUGGAGAUCUCCCAGCUGACAAUUCAGUUUUACUCUGCUGUACAGAACUUUAGAUUGCAGAGAGCUAAACCAUUCGGAUCUAAACAAGAAUCUGGCUUCAUACUUUUGUCAGUCUGCUUUGUAUGAUUGAUCUCUUGAAGGUAAACUAUAUCCUGAACAUAGGAUCUAUAAUGAUACCUAUUUCUUUGCUAACUUCACUGUGAACCAACAUAGCAGUAACACGUAUCCAAAGUAGGACACCUUCAUUCAGAAUACUUAAAUUACAAUGGUAUUUUGUAUCCCGUCUCAUCGGAGAUCAGUUGGCAGUUUUUCUGGGAAUAAAAUGACAGUGCUCUUUAUGCUAAUAAAACUAAAAGUUACAAACUGCUUCCGGGUAAGAUCUGCAACCCUUUCAAUGCGAUGGGAUAUUAUUGAGAUCUGCUAUUCACUGGUGAUAACUGUGCAAACACGUGUGCACCAAGAGAGUUGUGUCUUCAGAGCUUUCAUCGGAAAUCUUAUUGAAAGGCAUUUGACUGGUUUUAACCUGCUCAAGUCAUCUGUGUGCAAAAAUAAUAAUAGCAGCGGGGUUAUGUGCAUACUGCCUUUCUUAAAGUGCUCCUUUUAAUAACGUAUUUUUGUAACAUUUCUACUCAGGGGGCUGUGUUGCUGAUGCAUGCAUUUCACCAUGUAAAUGUGGAGUGUGUGUCUCUGUUGUUUUUACCUGUUCAGUGUGUGAUAUUGGAACUGUAUUGUUCCCAGCAAUUUGCUUGUGGUAAACUGUUGAUCAGUUACCAAAAGGGAAGAUAUUCAUAUUCUUUAUCUAAAUGUGUUCUACUCUACUAAAAUUACUAGAUGUGUGUUUGGAAAAAAAUGAUAAAUAUAACUUUAAAAAGGUAAUGUAAAUAUCUGUGGAAAGCAUGUUUUUAAGGUGAUUUUAAAUUUACACUAAUGAUUAUUUUACUAUAAAUAGCUUGUGCACUAAUGCACACACCUCUCAACCAGAUGUGUUUCAGGAAUUCAACCACGGGUCAUAAAUCAUAUAAAUGCCCCUACUUUAGUCUCAUCUCAGUCUUCGCCAGGCAUUGUUUUUUAAAAUAGAGUGAUCUGAAUAGAAUGUUCCAUCCACAACUGUUUUGUUUUUGCCUUCCCCUAUUGGUCCUAAAUUGACUGUGAUUUAUCCAGCUUAUUUGGACAGCUUCAAAUAAAUCUUUGAGUCUGAGUGCUGAUGAGUAACUCUUACUUGCUAGUUUGACAUAAUUUGUGAGCUUCCCUUAAAAUUAACUCGUUUGUAUUUAAUAUUCCUAUCAGGCAUCGAGAUUCUUUCAAGUAACAAAAUAAUAUGGUGGGGGAGGAGGAUUGUGAUUUUUAAUUGAUCACACAUCCCACAUAUUAAGAACAGUAGUAGUUGUUAUUACCAUUUUUAAAAAAAAUCCAGGGUAGUAAUUUCUCAUUAUGUUAAAACCAUAAAUAAGCAAAUAGUCCAUAGGUUAAAUCAUAGAAAUGCUAGCCUUGAAACAUUCCAGAUUUUGUUAACACGGUUUCAUAAUCAGACUUAUUUCCAUUAUGUAAAAGAGAAAUUUUACUCCUGCAUAUCUGACAUUUAUUGCAACGAUGCCAAGGUUGGUAAUGAAGGAUUUGUAAUCUGAUUUGCAAGAACAUGCAAUCAGAGAGAGGCUAUUACCCAAAUAAAGCUCUUCACAAUAAUUCCAUCUAUGACCUUAAACUCCUGACAUUGCUACCAUUAUUGUCAAUCUUCAUUUUGCUCUUAGUUGGUGUUUUUAAUACAUUUUUAGAAACGUUACCUUUUAGUAGAAUCUUUUUCCCAUAUCUUAAAACAAUAUUCUGUGUUUUCUCCUCCCAAUUUAGCAUUGAGUCAUUCAACUCCAUGUUGGGACACUUGAAUUCUUGCUUGAAUGCUAUGUUUAGGCUUUGUUUAAACAUUCCUUUUUUCCCCCCAGAAAAAAAACCUUUUUACUAUUCCCCCCCCCCCCCAUCAAUCAUCAUUGACCAAUAGUAGAUAUCUAUUCUAUAGCCUAGCAUGGCUGCUUUGAAAACUAACUUCCACAGUGAAGCCUCUUCGGCUUUGUCACGGUCAUUUACAGAAUGAGUCCCUGGAACUGUUAGCAUCAGGGUUACUCAAGACAUGGAUGUCGAUUUAUUCACAAAAAUAACCACGUUCUCAAAGCUUAACCCUGUAGACCUGUGCUAGAGGCAGUAAUAUGAUAUAUUUUUGGCAUAAGGAUUGAUUUGUUCCAAAAUACCAAUAUCCUAUCAACCUGCCCUUGGAAUAAAGCCUAUUGUUAUCCCCUUCCUCCUUGUGGAUUGAAUAUAGUUGUCUGACUGUGUGGAAAAAGCUGUCCAGUAGAUAGGUUGUGAUGGUCCAGCUUCCAAUUAGGAUGUCAAUUCGGUCCUCUUGUCCUGCUUGAUCAGCCUGCUGUUGGUUAAGCAACAUUUGAAGAAGCUUGCUGUUUGCUUCACAUCAAAAGUGCUGGCUGAAGUUGUUGGGAUUUUAUCCUUGAUAAUGUUACUGAACAAAGGGCAGCCAUGUAGUUUCUGUUUUGUGAUGUGCUUUUUAUUUCAUUGGUAGGUGUUGCUAAUGAGGUGUGAGGAAUGCCAUACUCUUUGAGAUACUAGUAUUUAAGGAUGUAAGGAUUGUAUCAUUCCAAUUUAUAAUUCAAAAACCAAGGCUGCAGGCAGCCCUUCACUUAUUUGCAAUAAACAUAAGUAUUCAGUACUAUGAAGCCAGUAAUGGGUCAUUGGUAUAGAUCUAACAUUAGGAUUCCAGAAGAAGUAGCCAAUAUAUAUUGGGUCAGUUCUGUCUUGGGUUGUGCAAAUUGCCUUCUCUAUAUGUUGUACGGCUGUCCUGACCUGUGAAAUCCAGUUUCUUUUUAAACUGAGGGUCACUUUUGACCAAACAUUUCACAUUGUAGCACUCUGUUCUGUUGCUGUUACUAACUGUAGAUAAGAGGAAGCUGUUAGUCACAACUCCUGCACAAUCUAGGGCCUUGAAAACAAUACUGUCUCUUGGGAGGAAUCUGACUGGUAGACAUUUACUGUAAGGAAUGCCCUUCUGGUCUUCAAAACAUUGCACAUUUUUAAAAAAAAUCAUUAUUGUAUUAAGUGUUUUCCUGAAUUUGUACUGUUUUAGCAACCUUUCUAUUUUCCUUUUUGUUAAUGCAACUGAAAGAUGCAACAUGAGCAUUAACAUUUUGAUGUGUAAUAUCUUUUCUGAAAUCACAUCGGUUUUCUCUCCUUUCCAUCGCUCUUGUGAGGCCAACAAUUUACGCUAGUGCAGUGAUUUAUAUGCACACAUAUCUUUGGUACUUUGGUGCCUACUUCCUGACUCAAAAGACAGCAGAGUUUGUCAAUGCAAUAAUCUCAUCUUGCAUCCAAAGGUCAGGAGGACAAUCCUGGCCACGUUUUUCCCCCUUUGCCCCCACCUUUUACAUUGUAAACUAUUGAGUCUCCAUUGAUUACAUAAUUCAGACUGGGGAUUUUCUUGGUUUGUAUUACUCAGAGCAUCCCAUUUAUAAAUGGAGGAUUUUAUUUAACGAUGGAGCAUUUCUACAUCGGCUGUUUGGAAAUUUGGCAUUUACUAGAAAAUCAGAAGCAACGAUUCAUUUCCUUAAAAUAAGUUGGUGGGAGCACCAUUGAAAAUAAUUAACCUUUUAAAAAUGCAAACACGUGUGGAAUAAUAAACUGGAUUUUUGUGUAUGUAGUCUGUCAAAGUUUGGCAAUUUAAACAAAUGUUUUUAAACUUUCAAAGUAGAUGCAGCUUCAAAAAGAAGCGUCUUAUUCAGGAAUUACCAGUAUAUGUGCCUAAAAGGAAUCCUGUUUUCACUAUCAGUAUCCCUGUGUUUAAGUCUGUACGUGUAGUACCCAUGUAGCAGUUGGUAUUACUGGAAGCUUUGUAUUUUACUUUUUUACAGCCAUUUUAUGGAUAUUGUAUUUUAUAUUCUGGUGGUCAGUUAUAUUAGUAAAUGUGCUGAUAAAUUGCAGAAAGCUACAAAGCAUUACAGAGAGAUUGCUCUUCGACAUUUUGCAUGGUUGACUGAAUUUUGUAUAGAGUGAAUAAACAAUGAUGUCCUAAUUAAACAAAAAUGUGCAUCUUUCUUUUGUACAAUGGGGGCCCUUAUAAGCUGGUGUGUUUAAAAUCAGUGUAUUUUCCCACUAGUGACUCGUGCCAGGAAACUGCUACAGACAAAUAAUUGUCUAGCAUCUGUCACUGAGUUGUCCUGCACUUAAGCUGGAUGUUGUAAUCAACAUGUACAUUUUUUUUUACAACACAAGUGUCACUUUGACAUUACAGUCCUAAUCCUUUAAAAAUUCAACUCCCUGCUUCUGUGGCACAUCAGGCAGCAAUCUUGCCGUUUUUUUUACUGUUUUUUUUACAAGGCCAUCUUUCUAGCUCGACUCUCAACCCUGCACAGCAUGUAAGGUGCCAGCUGGAUUUUGACCACUUGCCUCUAAGCCCUGUACUGAUGCCACUACACCACCAGCCGGCUAAAGUUAAAGUAAAUUUAUCGAAGCAUAUAUAUGCCACCAUAUAUGACCCUAAGAUUCAUUUUCUUGCAGAUGUUUACAGUUGAACAAAGUAAUACAAAAGAAUCAAUGAAAAACUACACAGUGACAAAUAACCAAUAUGCAAAAACAUAGUAACUAAAUAAGUAACUAUCGACAACAUGAGUUGUA
Messenger RNA from Mobula hypostoma (lesser devil ray), 6837 nucleotides. Its product is annotated as Krueppel-like factor 9. NCBI's taxonomy places the organism in Eukaryota, Metazoa, Chordata, Chondrichthyes, Myliobatiformes, Myliobatidae. Bases 369 to 1142 code for a protein of 257 amino acids. The record is from RefSeq and is a predicted model, not a curated record. Gene Ontology annotation, biological process: regulation of transcription by RNA polymerase II. The transcript is spliced from 2 exons. Gene Ontology annotation, molecular function: DNA-binding transcription factor activity, RNA polymerase II-specific; RNA polymerase II cis-regulatory region sequence-specific DNA binding.